Molecule: messenger RNA, 324 nt
Organism: Adineta steineri
Lineage: Eukaryota; Metazoa; Rotifera; Eurotatoria; Adinetida; Adinetidae
Source: the annotation of a GenBank genome assembly
AUGAUUGAAGAAUUUCAUAUUCUAUCAAAUACCGCUAAUAAAAAUGUUUUUUAUGUGAUUAUUUUAACAACAAAUCAUUGGAUUCAAAUCUAUCCAAGUCACUUAUUUGAUCAAAAAGCAAUUUUUGAAUUAAAUCUUCAAACAUCAUCACGAAUUAAUACAACACCCGAUGGAAUUAUUUUUAUUUUAACAAAAAAUUCUUUCAUUUAUUCAAUUGGUCAAAGAAUUCUUCGAAAUACUUCAAUUGAAUUUUAUCAAAUAAAUAAAACUCAAUUACAAAUUCAAACUUCAAUGAUGUUUAGUUCAAUUUGUACAAUAAAUUAA